Megalobrama amblycephala (Wuchang bream) is the source of this 1927-nucleotide messenger RNA. It is a transcript of the gene pheta2, whose product is annotated as PH domain containing endocytic trafficking adaptor 2. The record is from RefSeq and is a predicted model, not a curated record. Gene Ontology annotation, biological process: retrograde transport, endosome to Golgi; endosome organization; receptor recycling. The coding region runs from base 376 to 1224 and encodes 282 amino acids. Lineage: Eukaryota; Metazoa; Chordata; Actinopteri; Cypriniformes; Xenocyprididae. Gene Ontology annotation, cellular component: early endosome; trans-Golgi network; recycling endosome. The transcript is spliced from 5 exons.
GUGGGUGUGAAAGCACACAUGCUGUUUCAUCAUGAAGUCUAAAGAGAAUAGGGCAUCGGCUUUUGUUACCAGGAAGUGGGUCGCGUUAUUUAUAUUUCAACACUUGGAUGACCGGCGCGAGAGCGCGCGCUGGUAAUACGAAACUUAUUAUAUUGGUCUUUAUACGAUCAUGUGCCGGGAUUGAAACGCUUGGCCUGAAGUUGUUUUGCCACUAAGGUCGUAUGGACACCCUCGAUAAAUCAACGGAAAGGCAUUGACAGAAAUGCUUUAAGAUGGAUACAUAGUAUUUACGUGCCAGUACCUUUGUGGCUGUCUGACAGACUGACAGACUGCGUGAACCGGAUAGGACGCGGCUGCACGCCAGGUGGCGUUGUAAUGAAGAUCCAUGAGAAGAUUCUAACCCAUUACCUGUCCUGCACUUCACCUGUAGAUAAGGAGGGAUACCUCUACAAAAAGAGGGAGAGGAACACAACUUACCUGCGGCGCUGGUUUGUGUUGAAGGGGAAUCUGUUGUUUUAUCAGGAGCGUCCGGGCGAUCGUAACCUGUUGGGUGUGAUUGUUCUGGAGGGCUGCAUGGUGCAGGCAUGUGAGACGGACGGUCAGUUCUGUUUCUCUUUGGUGUUCACUGGACCAGGCCUCCGCACUUACAGACUAGCCGCUGAUGAUCAUAACAGCCAGGAGAGCUGGAUCGGUGCUCUGUUCUGCGCUAGUCACAUCUACCUUUCUAUGAUUGUCAGAGACCUGGAGAGACGCUACGAAGAAGCCAGAAGAGACAAAGUCCUUUGUGAUUCCAUCCAGACCUCUGCAGUGACAUCUACACCCAAUAAAAUAAUGGCUUCCUGGAAUACAGGACAACCGUAUUUCAUUCAUGGGACUUCCAUAGUGCCCAGAGACGGGCGAAGCUACAGCGCUAGUUCAGUACCACCUCCAUCUAUGCCGAACAGACCCAUCAGCUAUAGUCUUCAUGCCCCUCCUAUUCAAUUAAAAACCACUAGUAAGAGAUCUCCAAAGCUCUGGCCCAAGAGAAAUGCCCACGUCACCCCCUUAAAUGGUCCGGCACCAUCUUACGGGGAAUGGCCAGCUGUGGGCUUUGAUCCUUUGGAGGAAUUUAGUAAACUGCAUGAGUACUAUGGAAAUGAGGUUAAGCAACUAAGAGCUAACUGGCUGAAGAAGAAGCGUGAAGAAGUGGGAUAUGUUGAGGAGGACCUCAUUGAUCUUGGCUAGAGUGACAUCUGGUGGUUUGAGCACAUUCAUAUGCAUUUGUUUAUGCUGUCAGGAAAAUAGUAAAUCCUGUUCUAAAAUAACAGAUUAAUGAAUGUAUUGGGAUACAGAAGGAAAAUGUAUUACUAUACUAGUAGCAAUCCUGCUGUCUGUUUAAUUUUAUGGAGGUUUGUAGAUUAGCACUUACUUCUAAUCUUGAUAGCAUUUCUGGUAAAAGGUUUUUCAUUUCCUCUCUGUGGUCAGCCUAUAUGUCUCAGCCUAGUUCCUUCUUGCUUGAACUGUCAUAAAACAGACCCCAACCACAAGUCGUUCUACACCCAUCAUUUAUGUGCGGACAUAACUGCAAAAAUUCAAAACAUUCUGUCAAAAUGAGGUCAGAUGUCAUGUUUAGUGAAGUGACUGGCUGUUUGCUUAAUUUUAAGACUUUGUGUUAGUUGAAUGCACUUAUUACUAUUUAAUUUAUUGUUACAUCUUCUAUAGUAUGCACUGAGGGAGCCUAAAUGAAAGUAAUUGUAUAUGUUAAGAGGUCAGGAUUUGUACUUAAGCAAUAUUCAUCUUUUAUCUGACAGAAGGAUGUAACUUAACUAAUGUGAUUUUGUAAAGAAUAAGCAACUGUUAAGUUCUGCCUUACAAAACCUGUUUCACACAGUUCAGGAGGUUUCACAAACAAACUGAAAUAAACGGCGUGUCUACUCUUCCUCUUUCA